AUGGCGCUCUGCCGGCGCCUGGCGCGGCUGGCCGCCCGCCUGCAGGACCCGCGGAAAGUGGCCGCCUUCCAGCGGCUCUGCGGGGUGGAGGGGCCGUCGGAGUGGGCCGACGCGGAGCGGCGAGGCGGGGGCCGCGAGCCGCUGGCUAACGGCGGCCCCGCCGGCGAGCGGAGCGCGGGGCCGGGGCGGCAGCACGGCGCCGGCAACGGGGCCGUGCCGGGGGGCGCCGGCCCCCCGCGGGGCUGGAGGAGGCGGCCGCGGCGCAACUCCCUCACGGAGGAGGACGGCAGCCAGGAGUUCGCCACCCGCAGCCGCUUCCUCUACUACCUCUUCAGCCUGGGCACGGAGCUGGGCAACGAGCUCUUCUACAUCCUCUUCUUCCCCUUCUGCAUCUGGAACCUGGACGCCUGGCUGGGCCGGCGGCUGAUCCACGUCUGGGUGUGCGUGAUGUACCUGGGGCAGUGCACCAAGGAUGUCAUCCGCUGGCCGCGGCCCGCCUCGCCGCCCGUGGUGAAGCUGGAGGUCUUCUACAACUCCGAGUACAGCAUGCCCUCCACGCACGCCAUGUCGGGCACCGCCAUCCCGCUGGCGCUGCUCCUGCUCAGCUACGGCCGCUGGCAGUAUCCCCUUAUGUUUGGGCUGAUUCUUGCGUUCUGCUGGUGUUCUUUGGUUUGCUGUAGUCGAAUUUAUAUGGGAAUGCAUUCAAUUUUGGAUGUUAUUGCUGGAUUUCUGUAUGCUAUUCUCAUCUUGGUUAUCUUCCAUCCAGUUGUGGACCUGAUUGAUAACUUCAACUUAACUUACAAAUAUGCACCAUUAAUUAUCAUCAGUCUCCAUUUAGCCCUGGGCAUCUUCUCUUUCACUCUAGACACCUGGAGCACAUCACGAGGAGACACAGCUCAGAUACUGGGCUGUGGUGCUGGGGUAGCUUGUGGCUCUCAUGUUAAUUACGUACUGGGUGUAAACCUAGAUCCUUCUCCCGAUAUGUUACCUUUAUCUCUUUCCUCUCUCACUGUGACUGUGUUUGGAAAAGCCAUAUUGCGGUUGUUAAUUGGAGUAGUAAUUUUGUUAUUAACAAAAAUAGUGAUGAAAAAAGCCACUAUUCCACUAGCAUGUAAAAUAUUCCGCAUACCACACAGUGAUGUACGGAAAGCAAGACAGCGCAUGGAAGUUGAGCUUCCCUAUCGCUAUAUUACAUACGGAAUGGUUGGAUUCUCCCUCAUGUUUGUUGUCCCUUGUCUCUUCCGGUUUAUUGGUCUGUCUUGAUGUAGAUUCAUCCCUUUAAAUAGGGAGAACAGAGCUAGUUGCUUUUUGAAAAGAUGCACUAGUUUACUAAGGGAAGGCAGGUGAGUUUGGCUUUAGCAGGGGUCUUCACUUUAACAGCAAUACAUAGCAGGCAAAGCAUUUAAAGGACAUUGCACAUCUCUGGUAUGGUAUGUGGCUGGGAGUCACUUAUCGAUCUCUGAGAAGCGCAAAACUCUAUAAAUGCGGUGUCUAGAGUUAUUGCUGUAAACAAAGUGUGUGCGCGUAUGUGUACCGUGAGAUGCAAUGAAUGUAUCUGAAACAUCUGUCAUACUAUGCCUGUAUGUUUUGACAGGUAUGUCUGACAGCUAAUCAGAAAGCUCCAUUUAUGAUCUGUUUGCCGUUUCAUAAUAACUUAGUCAAAUUGUUGGACCAUAAGUAAUUUGUUUUCCUCUAUUUUUCCCUAAACCCUGCUUCAAGAUGUUUCAGCUAAUAGGCUUUUGAAUGGACCAAAAUUGCAAUGAGAUUGGAUUAAAAAAAACCAAACAAACAAAAAAAAAACCCAAAACCCAAACCCUCGAACAAACAGAAGCUUUUUUCUUUAGCCCCUUUUACACAGUAAAAUGUCUGAUUGAUACUGGUGUUAGGUAUCAAUGGAGUAUUCAGGUAUUGUAUUUUAUGGUUUGAUAACUGUGCCUUUCUGUUGCUAAAUUAAAUGCCAUAUAUACUGUGAUAUAAAAAUGAUUCAUUUUAUUUUAAUCAUACACAAUUAGGUAGAUAUUUUCAAAUGCUAGAUUGUCCACAUUACUGGCACAGUUAAAGUUAACCAGAAUAUUCAGUUUAGACUGUUUAAGAUUGCAUAAAUAAAAUGGCCCAAGAAUUGUGUCCUUAGGCUCAAAAGGAUGUGAAUGGACAAUAAUCCUUUUUGUAGGUAUUUUUUUAAUGUGCAUUGUAAGUUACUGGUAGAGGAUAUAUUUUUCUGUGGAUUGUUUAUACGGUGGACAGAUGUUCAAAAUUAAUUAUCUAAAAAUAUAAACAAUAAAAAUACCCAACCUACUAAGAAGUGGGCUUCACAUUAUUAUUCCAAAGAGAUUUAGAAGGACCGUUGUAUUUAGAGAUGUGCUUAGAUUUUCUAAGCGUAGUUCUAGAAAAAUUAUAUGUAUUUUUAUUCAUUAACAUACUGUAUUUUAAGAUGAGAAUCACUUUUACCCAGUUUAGAUAGCUAUAAAACAAAAUAAUGAUCAAAUUAAAUUGUUGAUCAUUUUGAUAGGCAGAUCUCAACACUCAAAAGACAGUGUUGUCACCGCAUAAAUAGUUUAUGCGUAUCUAGGUUUUAUUGAAUAAUAAUGCACUUUCAACUUUUCAAGUUCUUUUUCCGAGUGAGGAGUAGGGUGUGAUCCUUGAACUAUAAUUUCUUGUGCCUCUAUUUUGAAUUUAAUUUUGUUUGUGUAUUUUUUUGAUUACCUAAGCUGCUGUUUCCAUGUUAGACAGUAUCUUAUUACAGCAUUCUGAUAAGACAUGAAUUACUUAGUUUUGUAUCAGCAUUUUUUCAGGAAAAAACGUAAUUUAAUUAGGAAGUCUAGUGAAUAAGUUAGCUAGAAUACAAAGCUUACAUUUUUGCAAGAAGUACUUGGAAUUGGAAGUUUAUAGUAUUGGAGAUACGAGCUCCAAACUCUUGUUAAUAUGUAAAUGAACAAAAUUAACUUAUCUCUUUCCUCCUUAAAGCAGUCAAAGUUAUGGUACACUUGCAUUAGAAGAUGCAAAAAUCUGACUUUUCUGAUGUGCAUUUAGAAUGCACUGUUAUGAAUGUACUCAAAAGAAUUGAGUGUUAUACCACUUCUGUAGUUGAAGAGAUCUGAUCUUACAGAAAAAUCAAAUAUAAAAAUACAUACUGAAAGAAGUUAACCAUUUUCUAUCUGCUCCUUUGUUGCAGUUUUUACGCUGAGUGUGUAGUAAAUCAGUUUUCAAGGUUUUGAGGGAGGGAUUUCCACCGAUACAGCUUUGCACACUAACGUAGAGGCUGAAUAAAUAACUGGGGAGCUGGUAUACAAAAAGGCUUUUUAGUUAAAGCCCUGAGCAGGUACUGUAGUUCUAACAAUAUUAAUUAAGUCUGAAGACUAGGGAAAAUAAUACUAAUGGGAUGACUUUUUCUGAAAUUUAGGACAUUUUCCUUAAACAUCCUAGCUUUACGCUUUUUAGGGAAGAAUGUUUAAAUUGUAGCACAGAAGGAAGAGUUGAACAAAAAUAAUUUUUAAGGUACGUAUUUGCUGUUAAGACUUUUAGGAACUUUAAGUUUACAGCAUAGGAUUGUUCUUAACGCUGUAUUUUAUAGCUGUCAUACUAUUAAUGGAAAAGAUACUGUGGAAAUUUUGGAAUGGGUGAAAAUCAUAUGCAGUCAUGACUUUCAGCAGACUAUAGAAAAUUGCACUGUAGCUCAUUCUAUUAUUAUAUAUAUAUAUAAAAAUAUAUAUUUUAUAUUUUUAUAUGUUACAUUGGGUAACUUCAAAAUAUCAUGUCCUAUGUACCAUAUAAUGUAGUCUGCAGGAAAUGUAUAUCAGAGUAUUGGUUUAUAGAUCACCUUUACAACCGUGUAUCUCAAUUGCAACUACUCUACUGAAGUUUACAUGAAUGAAGUUUUACUACUCUAUUUUCAUCUUCUGUAAGAGGCUAGGCUUUAGAGAGCAGUUUAGCACAAAAUAUCAUGCAAUAUGAAUACUCUUAUGGAACAGAGGAAAAAAAGGCAGGAAUGCAAAAACUUAAAAUCCAUCUCUAAAUACACACCAAGAUUUCUAUUUUAGUAUAUUUUUGGUUAAUAGUAUCUUAAGAUUUCUUCACAUCAGUCGUAACAAAACAGUCAGUAAAACUUGAGCAGUUUCUUUGCCCUAAACUACUACUAGAGUUGAAUGUGUUUGUAGCGUGAACAUCAGCUGGUACCAAAUUAUUUAUAAAUAAAUUUAACAUAGCUUUAAGAAGGUAGUUAAAUGUCGUCUUAGAAGGAUAACACACUUGAAAGGUUUUAUGAGGCAGUGCAGAAACAAUUAUUCAUGUAUCACUGUUACUGAACUUUCUCAGUUCUAGGUUGUAUAGUUCUAAAAAUAGAAAUAAUACUAUUUUAUAGAAGCAGAUAUAGAUGCACAUUUAUUACAAAAAGGUAUGAACAAUGUUUGUCUUAUACUGUAUGCAAUAUAAAACUGAAACUAAUGAUAGCGUAGAGCAUAGAAAAUUGUUUUCCAAAAGGCUGGAGAAACCGUAAUUAGUCUUAGAUACCUGCCUUAAACAUAAGAACAGGACUUUUUUCUGAUCUGGCACUCAAAUAGGACUAACAUGCAUUGCAUUUUGGGUAUAUCUUUAAAAUUGUUAUUUUGAAAAAAGUGGCAUGUUUACAUGAAAGCUAUAACUUCUAAUCUCUGUGCUGUAAACUGGGGUUGAAGCAUCUUUCUUCUGUAUGAUCGCAUAUGCCUUAUUUAUUACCUUGCAAAUUAACAACAAAAUGAUGAUCUCCAGAGGUCCCUUCCAACCUUACUGAUUUGAUGAUUCUAUGAAAAAAAGCUAUUCUAAGGUAAAUUGGCAAACCAAAGGAAGCUGUAUUUUGUUUGCUUAAUUGGAACCUUUCUUUAAGCUUCUGGAAAAAAGGACAUUUUUUAAACGGGGUCUCUGAUUUUUUUUUUUUUUAACCAAACAGUAUUAAUGUGUCUGGAUUUUAAAAGCUAUCAUGUUUUCCUUUGCUAUUAUAUUUUACUAUUUCUUACAGUGUUUGUUAUUCAUUUCUUGUUUAUUUUCUAGGGAGUGUCUUGAACUAUUUGUAAGCAGAUGCAAAAACACUGCUUCUGUAAAGAUUGUCAUUUUGAACUUGUAAAUAUUUAAGGACUGAUAGUGGCUGUUGGCUGCUCAAAUACAUAAAAACAAACCUUGCAUGCUGUAGGUAAAUACAUCUGUUGUGCUAAAAGUUGUUUCUAUUUCAGUAUUUGCUUUCUCGACGUGAAACAAGAUUUUAAACACAAAAUAUAAAAGAUACUUAACAAUUCAAUCAUAUGAGAGGGACUAGCUGCCUAACUCCUAUCAAUUUUGUUGAGAGUUCUGCAUCUAGUUCUUCACGUCCUACGUGGAAAGUGAACCCUGCAGGUCACAUCCGUGUUCUGACAUGCAAAUAGGCAUGAGUGUGUGUGUGUGACCUGACUUGCCUUGUGAGAUAGAAACGUAAUAUCCUUGCUUUUGAGAACUGGAGGAUUGCUGUUUAUAAAACCAUAGUUAUCCCAAUUUUACAAGACUUCUGAAGGGCUUAAGUUGGGAACUGUUUCAUAUUAGCUGGAGUUAUUUGUACGUUUACAACAGUGAAUUGAUGCCUUUCCCUCUGUAUCAUCACUCUAUUGAAUGACAAGAUCCCAGAAUAAUGUCAGCAGACAGAAUAAAGGGAGAAUUGAUUUCUUGGGGUAUUGUGACUCAACUUACUGUACUGGAAUUGAUUUUUGGGUUUUUUUUGUCUAAUAUAGCAGUAAACAGUAUAAUCCAGAAACAUUCUAUAUUCUACAAGUUACUUUGAAGAAACUUGACUUUUUUGUGGCAGUCUCACUGAAUGACUUGAUGCAGGCUGCUAUUUUAUCCAAAAGCUUAAGUAGCCUUUUUGUUUUGGCACGAAUAAAUAAGCCUAUUUUAAAACUUAGUUUAAUAUUAGUCAAAACAAUAGAUUAGUUGGAUGACUAUUUUCUUCCUAUGACACUUUUUGAAUCAAAAGCAAAACCUCAUAAUUUUAAAACAAAAAUCAGAUAUCGUGUGGCAGACAGGAUAUUGCCCUUUCGAUGUUCUCAAAACUGCUAGUAUCACAUGCUGGAGAUGAAGCAAAUUUACUAUGCAUUAAAAAUUUUUUUUGAACCCAGUUCUAUAACAGAAGUAAUUUGCAUGUUGGUAAGAAUCCAUUUAACAAAAUGAAAUAAAGCAAUAUGUCCUUACAACAUAAAAUUGACUAUUCCUGCAGGAUCAAAGAAGAAUAGAGAUUACAUAGGAGAAUAAUAUCUUAAACAUAGUGCUAAGUGUAAACAAAAGCCCUAUCAAUUUGGAGCAUUUUAUUAGUACAGGAAAAACAAUAACUAUUUUUUUUUGGUACAGCUUUGUUAAAGUGUAAUGAAAGUCAAGGCUGAUAUUCCUGAAAUAGAAACAAAUUCUUAAUAAAAUUCGAGCAAUGUAAAUACUGUAAUUUGAAAAGAUCAAUUCAGGAGCUAGUAACUUUUAAAAUAGCAAAGUCUGAGCAGGAUUUUGUACUAAAUGCAAUGCCACAAUUUGACCUUUACUUGAUUUAUAUGGGAUCUGUAGUACAGUACAGAUAGGUGUGUGUGUGUAUAUAUAUUUUGCAUGUUGGAGUUUAUUUUUUUUAUGUAUAGGUUUUUCUUGUUACUUGUUCCCUGAUUAAAAAAAAAAAAAGUGUUCAUAAAACAGCUUGUCUGUACUGGUUAGGCUCUAUGCUAGUAGUAUUACAGGAAAUAAUAUGGUUCUAGCCCCUAGUCUCUCAACCUCUUGGAUAACUUUUUUUAAUUAAAAAAAUGUUUUCAAGCACAAGCCCGGAAUUAAUUGAGGAUCAUAUAACGGUGGCUGUAUAACAGUGUACAACCUGAUAUUUAAAAAUUAAUACAGCUGAACUUUGUGAUAUUACGGUUACAGCUUUUGUACUCAUUGUACACUUUCUGCAGUUGUCAAUUAAUAUUUAUACUCUCGAUAACUGGUAACUGAAGUGUCUAACUUCCACUGCAAAGAGUGGAUAAUAAACUACUGUUGGACUCAAA
This is a messenger RNA of Rhea pennata, 7013 nucleotides long. RefSeq names its product sphingosine-1-phosphate phosphatase 1 (gene SGPP1). Lineage: Eukaryota; Metazoa; Chordata; Aves; Rheiformes; Rheidae. Gene Ontology annotation, cellular component: endoplasmic reticulum membrane. The transcript has 3 exons. Gene Ontology annotation, biological process: sphingosine metabolic process. The record is from RefSeq and is a predicted model, not a curated record. Gene Ontology annotation, molecular function: sphingosine-1-phosphate phosphatase activity. Bases 1 to 1263 code for a protein of 420 amino acids.